Molecule: messenger RNA, 1823 nt
Organism: Colossoma macropomum (tambaqui)
Lineage: Eukaryota; Metazoa; Chordata; Actinopteri; Characiformes; Serrasalmidae
Gene: mrm1
Product: mitochondrial rRNA methyltransferase 1 homolog (S. cerevisiae)
Exons: 5
Coding region: 309-1691 (460 amino acids)
Biological process (GO): rRNA methylation
Cellular component (GO): mitochondrion
Molecular function (GO): RNA methyltransferase activity; RNA binding
Source: RefSeq, a predicted model, not a curated record
CCCCGGAACAUCUUCCCCACAUGUGUGCUAGUUAAGCCUGAAUAAUAAGCGAGCUUAGGCAGCCAGCAAGUGGGUUAGUGAGUAUAUUAGACAAAGAUAUGUUCCUUUUUAUGUAUAAUAUCAGAUUUUGACGACUGCUGGAAUGUGUCUGUAUGUCUGUCCGUAAACGUUACUGAUAGUGAAGGGCUAAUUGGUAGCUAACAGCUAACCACAUUGGCGCUUAUAGAGAUACAUUUACAGGCUGUUUAACCUUCCUUCAGAUUUGAAAAGUGGACAGCUAACACAUUUUAUUACUGUCACUCAUUCUUAUGUUUACCUUUUCCCAGCUAAAAAUGUGGAGAGCAGCCUGUAGGUGUUCCAGUGUGAUUAGGAAUAGCAGAUCAGUGGAGUUAUUAACAGUUCUUUACUGUGGUGAAACACAAUAUGCUUCUUAUCAUUCAACCAAACCUCUUCUUAUUCCAAAAGACACUGGUUUGAAACUUGCUGAAAGGCUGAGAUGUAGUCUUUUUACAUCUUCUGGUAAACUGUCCAGGACUGCUGGUUUUCCUUCUACAAAAAGGCCACAAAGAAAAGAGCCCCCAGCAUCUCACCCUGAGAGGAGAGUGCCAUCUGAACUGCAGAAGCUCAGUUUGGAGGACUUCACGGAAGCAGAAGCUCAAAAACUUAACAAGGGCACCCAGAAGGUCAAGACUGCUCAGGUCAAAGGAACCAAAGAACAUGACAUGGUGUUUGGGGUGGCCCCAUGUUUACUGGCCUUAAGUCAGGCCAGGAGGACACCCAAUUGUCUCUUUGUGAAGAGCAGUGAAGGACGUCCGAGAGAAGCCGUUCAGAGGGUUUGUGAGGAGGCUCUUAGACAUGGGGUUCCAAUCCAGCGGGUCAGUAAGAGGGAACUGGACAAGAUGACCGGUGGAAUGGUCCACCAGGGGGUGUGCCUUCAGGCAAGUCCUCUAGGCUUCAUCACAAAAGAGAAACCCACAAGACCUCAGCAUGGUGGACACCCUCAUCCACUGUGGCUUGUCCUGGACGGAGUUCAGGAUCCGAUGAACCUUGGUUCUAUUCUACGCUCUGCCUACUUUCUCGGAGUGGACAGAGUAGCUAGUAGCAUUCAGAACAGCUGUCCAUUAACCCCAGUGGUGAGCAAAGCCAGUUCAGGGGUGAUGGAGCUCAUGGACGUGUAUGGCUACAGUAACUUGGCUGACAUAGUAAAGAUGAAACUGGAACAGGGAUGGCAGGCGGUCGGCACAGUUGGGUCUGAAGAGGCCUUUUCUGGAGCUUCGGUUGUGUCAUGUUCCGACUUCAGGAUGUCCAAACCUACAUUGCUGCUGAUGGGUGGUGAAGGUUUCGGUUUGUCUCCUGAACUGCGUCAGCUGUGUGAUAUUCUGCUCACUAUCCCUCCCAGAAGAGACCUGCACCCUGCUGUGGACUCGCUCAACGUUUCUGUAGCCACAGAGCUGGUUGAUGUUAAUGAUGAUAAUGAGGCUGAGGAUGAUGAUAAUGCUGGUUUAUUUACUUGGACCUCUUCCCAUUUGCUCCCUACAGUGCUUAAUGACUGGAUUAUUUCAUCAAUUAGCCAUCAGCGGGCCCGAGAGGACCCAUUGAUCGUAAGGCAAAGGCUGGUGAUUGCUCUUUUGGCUUGUUGUUUGACUGCAUCCGUUAAGGAAAAAGUUGAACGGAAAAUGAUAGAACUUUAGCCAUAAAUGUUCACCUAAACAUCAACUUGGAGGACACUAUUUUCAAAAUACCAUUAUACAUUAUAUAGUAUGUUUGUGAGUAUUUUUUGAUGGUAUGGCAUUGCAGAUCAAAAUAAAUGUAUAACGAUAAAA